CCAGGAACGCUGCGGCUGCGACACCGACGCCGAUUGCGACAACAGAAGCCAUGGUUGUAUAAUAUGCGAUUCCUUCACUGCUCUUCCGAAUAAAUCACAACUGCUGCCUUUUGCCCGUAGUAAUGAAUCGUAGAGUCCCGAGUGUCGAGUUGCUUCCGUCGGGCGGCAAAUAAUCGGAGCCGCGCCAAUCUACAAUUUUGCGAACCUCGGCGCCACAGUCGGCCCGGGAAGCACAUCCCUGCUUUUAUCGCACUAUCGCUACCCGCGCCAACGUCAAAUUUUGGCAAGAAAGUUUGGAAGAAGCAGGCGAGCAGUUGCAAGAGUCGAAGAAACUUGCACAACAAUAACGACUCCGCACAACCGCCAAGAUGAGAAUCGAGACGUGCUAUUUCUGCUCGCAACCUUGCUACCCCAGCAAAGGCAUCACCUUCGUCCGCAACGAUGCACGACUCUUCCGUUUCUGCCGCAGCAAGUGCCACAAGAACUUCAAAAUGAAGCGUAACCCCCGCAAACUCAAAUGGACCAAAGCCUUCCGCAAAUCCGCCGGCAAAGAAAUGGUCGUCGACAGCACCCUCACCUUCGCGGCCCGCCGCAACGUCCCUGUGCGCUACAACCGCGACCUCGUCGCCACGACGCUCAAGGCCAUGUCGCGCGUCGCGGAGAUCAGACAGAAGCGCGAGCGGGUCUUCUACAAGAAGCGCAUGGAGGGGAACAAGGAGAGGGCCAAGGCGGCGGAUCGCAAGUUGGUGGCGGAGAACUCGCACUUGUUGCCGAAGAUGAGGGGGAGCGAGAGGUUGGCGUUGGAGGCGGCGGGAGAGGAGGUCGAGGAGGAGGUGGUGGCGCCCAGGGCGAAGGUGUUUGGGAAGAUGCAGACGAGGAGGAAGCAGUUGGUUGAGGGUGGGGAGGAGGAGGAGAAUGGAAUGGAUUUGGAUUAGGGGGGUGGACUGUCAGUUUGGGCUCAGAAUGUGAUGGGCGUUCGGUCUAUAUAAAAUGGCGUUGUGGUUGUGUUAGGAGAUGCUGGUGGGAAUUUGACGUUAAGAUACACGCAAAUACACCUUUGUAGCAAACAUUUUUUCUGGGGAGACUGGAUUGGGAACGUUGCAUGUAAUGCAUGUGUUUGACGCUUUAGCGGUACUCGUGCGGCUCGAGGGUCAAGGGAGAGAGUGUGAACAGUUGAGAGUUGAUAUCUGCGUCGGAGCUAAUAUAAUCUUUCUCUUUGGCACAAUUUUGGAAUGAG
Pseudogymnoascus destructans is the source of this 1237-nucleotide messenger RNA. RefSeq names its product ATPase-activating ribosome biosynthesis protein (gene RLP24). Lineage: Eukaryota; Fungi; Ascomycota; Leotiomycetes; Thelebolales; Thelebolaceae. The transcript is spliced from 3 exons. The record is from RefSeq and is a predicted model, not a curated record. Gene Ontology annotation, biological process: ribosomal large subunit biogenesis. Gene Ontology annotation, cellular component: nucleolus. The coding region runs from base 369 to 935 and encodes 188 amino acids.